Messenger RNA from Osmerus eperlanus (European smelt), 2346 nucleotides. RefSeq names its product 6-phosphofructo-2-kinase/fructose-2,6-biphosphatase 4b (gene pfkfb4b). The record is from RefSeq and is a predicted model, not a curated record. Gene Ontology annotation, molecular function: 6-phosphofructo-2-kinase activity; fructose-2,6-bisphosphate 2-phosphatase activity; ATP binding. NCBI's taxonomy places the organism in Eukaryota, Metazoa, Chordata, Actinopteri, Osmeriformes, Osmeridae. The transcript has 14 exons. The coding region runs from base 87 to 1553 and encodes 488 amino acids. Gene Ontology annotation, biological process: fructose 2,6-bisphosphate metabolic process; fructose metabolic process. Gene Ontology annotation, cellular component: cytosol.
UGUCACUGACUGUGCAGGUUCAGCCAAACAAUAUCCUGCUUAACUACCGCUGUCACAAAGAAACGGGACAUGGUGCAGCAUAAAGGAUGACUUCCACUAAGGACGUUAGCUUGGCAAGAGCUCCACGGGAACUCACACAGAAUCCUUUAAAGAAAAUAUGGAUGCCGUGUAAAAAUGGGCUUCCUGAAAAGCAUAUUUCACAGAGAAAGGUAUGUAUGACCAACUGUCCCACCGUCAUUGUGACGGUUGGACUGCCAGCCAGAGGGAAGACUUACAUUUCUAAGAAGCUGACCCGCUACCUCAACUGGAUAGGUGUACCUACCAAAGAGUUCAAUGUGGGCCAGUACAGAAGAGAGUGUGUGAAGAUUUACAAGUCCUUUGAGUUUUUCCGUCCAGACAACGAGGAGGGCCUGAAGAUCAGAAGGCAGUGUGCAUUGGCGGCUCUGAAUGAUGUCCGCCAGUACCUGAGUGUGGAGGGAGGGCAGGUGGCGGUAUUUGAUGCCACAAAUACCACCAGGGAGAGGAGAGGGACCAUCACUAGGUUUGCUGAGCAGAAUGGCUUUAAGGUGUUUUUUGUAGAGUCAGUGUGUGAGGACCCAGACGUGAUAGCAGAGAACAUAGUACAAGUGAAGCUGGGUAGUCCAGAUUACAUUGACUGUAACACAGAGGAGGCUGUAGAGGACUUCAUGAAGAGGAUCAAGUGUUAUGAGAACUCCUAUCAGCCUCUGGAUGAGGUGCUAGACAAGGAUCUGUCCUACAUUAAGGUCAUGGACGUGGGCCGGCGCUACCUGGUCAACCGGGUCCAGGACCACAUCCAGAGCCGCAUUGUCUACUACCUGAUGAACAUCCACAUCACCCCACGCUCCAUAUACCUGUGUCGCCACGGCGAGAGCGACCUUAAUGUCAAGGGACGCAUCGGUGGAGACUCAGGCUUGUCCGACAGGGGCAAGGAGUUUGCCAAAUGUCUUGGGAGGUUUAUCCAGGACCAGAACAUAAAGGACCUAAAGGUUUGGACGAGUCAGAUGAAGAGGACGAUCCAGACUGCUGAGGCACUCGGCGUGCCUUAUGAACAGUGGAAGGCCCUCAACGAGAUAGACGCAGGUGUGUGUGAGGAGAUGAUGUAUGAAGAGAUCCAGGAGCAUUUCCCUCUAGAGUUUGCCCUGAGAGACCAAGACAAAUACCGCUACCGCUACCCUAAAGGAGAGUCCUAUGAGGACCUGGUGCAGCGGUUAGAGCCAGUCAUCAUGGAGCUGGAGAGGCAGGAGAACGUGCUGGUCAUCUGUCACCAGGCCGUCAUGCGCUGCCUGCUGGCCUACUUUUUGGAUAAGACUGCAGAGGAGCUGCCUUAUCUGAAGUGUCCUUUGCACACUGCAUUGAAGCUGACCCCUGUGGCUUAUGGCUGUAAAGUGGAAUCUGUAGCCUUGAAUGUGGAAGCAGUAAACACUCACAGGGACAGGCCAGAGAAUGUUAAUGUGCAGUGCAGCAAAGAAGAUGCUCUGCAGACAGUCCCAGCUCACCUCUGGUCAGGGUUCCUGCGGUGUCUAAAAUUCUGAACUUUAAAUUUAAGGCCUUAAAACGUCUUAAAAUCGUUAAAUUAAUCUGAUUAAUUAAUUAGUCAGGUCAAAAAAAGGUUGUACCCUCGUUCAUUUCCAGAAACGCUAGCCGCAGAAAGUUAUUACAAAGUAGCAAAAAAGUAUUGAGUCGUAGCCUACAAAGCGGAGCUCUAGAGUGAACUAAACUAAAGAGAAUCUUCCUGAGAUUAACAAGCGUUUGGCAGAGGAGAGAGACGAUAUUUAUGAAAUUGAAGGUGAAGUUCCACAUCUCACAUGACCACAAUGUAACUUUUAAGUUGAAAUAAAUUUAAAAUUUGGAUUUGAACCCAGGUUGUUGCGGUACUGCACCAGCAUGUCUGAAAGAGCAUGCCCACUAACCCAGUGAGUUAAAAGGGGAGCCCUGCUUUCUUCUGGUUUUCUGACACCCCAACUCUGCAGGUUGUUACAACUACAUAGUUCAAUGUCAAAUUUUAUGUUGAGUGGAGAUUGUUAUGAUCCCUGAUAGCUCAGUGGUUAAGGAUGUGAUCUACUGUGGGUGGGGUCUUGUGUUCUAAUCUGUCUGAAGGAUCUUCUUACAGCUACAUUUUUGCUCUUGGACUUGUAAAUAAAACUCGACAUAUAAAUAAAACUGAUAAAAGAUUUAGACUCUUGGUUGAACCUUUCCUGGUGGGACAGGGGAUCUAGACAGUCAGGGAGUGCGCUGUGGUUACAGGAAUCUGGGCCCACGGAUGAGUUUGGCACUGCUCUGUGCUGGUUUUGAACCCAGGUUGUUGUGGUGUAGGCCCUUGUUCUC